Molossus molossus (Pallas's mastiff bat) is the source of this 5224-nucleotide messenger RNA. RefSeq names its product laminin subunit beta-2-like. The record is from RefSeq and is a predicted model, not a curated record. Gene Ontology annotation, cellular component: laminin trimer. Gene Ontology annotation, molecular function: extracellular matrix structural constituent. Gene Ontology annotation, biological process: cell migration; basement membrane assembly; substrate adhesion-dependent cell spreading. Lineage: Eukaryota; Metazoa; Chordata; Mammalia; Chiroptera; Molossidae.
AUGGUGGCCCCACAGCACUGCAUGCAUCUUGCCUCUGACAGCCCUGCCUUCAUCUGCCAUGUUGGAGGGGGUGCCCCUAGGAUCUCUACUCAGACCCUACUCCUCCCAGUCCAGGCUCCCAGAACAGUUACCCAGGAGGUGCCAGACACACUUGCCCCACCUGGCUGCUCAAGUGGCAGCUGCUACCCACCCACUGGCAACCUGAUUGUUGGUCGUGGCCAGAGCCUUCGUGCCUCAUCCACCUGUGGACUCCAUGGCCCUGAGCCCUACUGCGUUGUCAGUCACCUACAGGUGGGGAGGAGGGUGAGGCCUCGACAUGGUAUCUCUGGGUUUUCCUGGGAGAUUUGGCCCUGUGGGAUUUCAGAUCAUUGCUGGGGGCUAGAAGGAAAGGCCUGUGCUGUGAAGUUUGGCCUAGUCCCAUCUCCUUGGACACUCCCCCAGGACUCUGAAAAUUGCUUCUUUUGUGACUCUCGGGAUCGGGGUGGCCAUGGCAUUGAAAAUGUGAUCUCCCAGAUCGGUCCUGGUGGCAACAAGACCUGGUGGCAAGCCGAGAGUGGUGUUGAGAACGUCACCAUCCAGCUAGACCUAGAGGGUGCAUUCUACUUUACCCACCUCAUCAUGACUUUCAAGACAUUUCGGCCAGCAGCUCUGGUCCUCGAGCGUUCCGUGGACCAUGGCCACUCCUGGCACGUGUGCCGAUACUUUGCCCACAACUGCUCAGGCCUCUUUCCUGGGAUCCCUCCUGCCCCUGGCCACAGUGUCAAUGACCUCGUCUGUGAUCAGCAUUACUCGGACAUUGAGCCUUUCACGGAGGGCAAGGUAAUUUUCAAAGUUCUGGACCCAGCCAUUCUGGUGGAGAACCCAAGCAACCCCCAGAUUCAGGAGCUCCUACAUGUGACUAAUCUUCGUUUGAACUUCUCCAAACUGCACACACUGGGUGACAGGCCCAAGGGGAGCCUCAAAGGACACCCCUUCUACUACUAUGCCCUCUAUGAGCUCGUGGUCAGAGGCAGCUGCCUGUGCCAUGGCCAUGCCUCUGAGUGCAGGCCUGCACCUGGGGCCCCAGCCAACGCGGAAGGCAUGGUGCAUGGCCUUUGUGUCUGCCGCCAUCAUACAGCUGGUACCCACUGUGAGCGCUGUCAGGACCUGUACCAGGACCACCCGUGGCACGCAGCAGAGCCUGGGCACCCCCAUGCCUGCCAGGAAUGUGAGUGUCAUGGGCAUGCCCGCAGCUGUCACUUUGACAUGGCCCUGUAUCUGGCAUCUGGCAAUGUGAGUGGAGGCGUGUGUGACGCAUGUCAACACAACACAGCUGGGCGCUACUGUGAGCUCUGCCAGCCCUUCUUCCAUCGAGACCCCCAGGAAGAUCCCCGUUCCCUUCAUUCCUGCAAACCCUGUGACUGUGACCCUGUGGGUGCCCUGGAAGGGGGCUUGUGUGAUGCUCACACAGAUGAGACCCGUGGCCUCCUCUCUGGGCAGUGUCGCUGCAAAGUAAACGUCUGGGGCCAGCGCUGUGACUCCUGCCGGCCCGGUCACUAUGGCCUGAACCUUACCCAGUCAGAAGGCUGCCAGCCCUGCAGGUGCGACCCCCGGGGCCGGGUUCCUGGCACUCAUACCUGUGAUCCCUCCAGUGGGGACUGUCACUGCAAACGCUUUGUCUCUGGACGGGACUGCAGCCGUUGUCUGCCCGAGUUCUGGGGUCUGAGCAGUGACUCUCUAGGCUGCCGGCCCUGUGACUGUGACUUUGGGGGUGCCUACAGCAACAGGUGUUCUGCAGCAGAGGGCCUCUGUCUGUGCCGCCCCCAUCUCCAUGGCCGCCGCUGCCAUGAACUGCAGUCUGGGUACUUCUGCGCUGCCCUUGACCAGGCCACUGCUGAAGCUGAGUUUGGCCAAAUCCUCCAGCCGGCUGACCCUCGGCUGCCUGCCCCAGAGGAGCCCGUGCCCCUGCAUUUGGGAGCUGGCUCCACACUGUGGACUGGCUUGGACUUUGCACGUGUGGUCGAUGGGGCUGGCCUCUCUCUGCUGGCUCCCACAGUGCCUCGUGCCCUGGAAUACGACAUUGUCCUGCGCUAUGAGACCCAGGUCAGUGGCAUGGAUGCCCAGCAGGCACCUGAAGACUGGCAAGCAUUAGUCAGUGUCCAUGCCCAGUCUCUGCCCAGCAGUACUCGCUGUGCCCACCCGCUGCAUUCAGAGCAGCUGUUCCAGGCCGCCUUGACCCAUGCACGCAGAGCUGUGGUUCUAUCCAGGCCUUUCUGCUUCGAACCAGGAACACGCUACUCCGUGACCCUGCGGCUGUGGCGGACCAAAGGGGUGCGGAGGCCUGAGGGAGGCAUCAUCUUUCUGGAUUCGAUUGUGCUCCUGCCGCGGGUGAAGGAGCUGCCUGGGCUGAGAUCUGUGGACCCUGGGGCCACAGGGCGCUUGCAGGAGCUCCACAAAGCAGGCUGCAUGGAGGCAGCGAGGACCGGCCUCUCUAGCGCCAUGCCUGAGUCCUGUGCCCGCCUCGUCUGCAGCAUCUCGGCCCUGCUCCACGGGGGUGGCCUCCCAUGUGAGUGCCACCCCCAGGGUUCACUCAGUACUGAGUGUGCCCUGCUGGGUGGGCAGUGCCCCUGCCGUCCUAACAUCAUUGGUCGUACCUGUGACCACUGUGUGCCUGGAACAUAUGGCUUCGGUCCCACCGGCUGCAGUGAGUGCCGCUGCCACUCUGAGGGCGCCACCAGUGCCAUCUGUAACCCUACGACCGGGCAGUGCACAUGCCGGGCAGGCCUUGCUGGUCGCCGCUGUGACUGCUGCCUCCCUGGCUGGUGGGGCUUCCCACACUGCCAGCCCUGUGCCUGCAAUGGGCAUGCUGAGUUGUGCCACCCACUUACAGGCAUCUGCCAGGCCUGCCACGGAGCCACGACAGGCCGGCACUGUGAGAAGUGCUUGGACGGCUACUAUGGAGACCCCACCCUGGGCUCAGGCCAGCAGUGCCGGCCCUGCCUCUGUCCUGGGCACCCUGCCUCUGGCUUCUAUCAUGGGACUUCCUGCCAUGUGGACAGUGCGAGUGGACGUGUUCUUUGCUUCUGUGCACCUGGCUAUGCAGGGCCCCGCUGUGACCGCUGUUCCUCUGGCUACUUUGGGAACCCUUGGCCAAGAGAAGACCCCAGAAGGAGUCCAUGCCGGCCUUGCCAAUGCAACAACAAUAUUGAUCCCCGUGAUCCUGCUGCUUGUGACCCCCACAGUGGGCACUGCCAGCGAUGUCUGCACCACAGCCAUGGCCCUGGCUGUGCCCAUUGCAGGCCUGGCUUUCACGGCAGUGCCCUGCGCCCAAGGGGCUGUCGGCGCUGCAGCUGUGACCCCCGGGGCACUGUUCCUGCAAGGUGUCCAUCUGGGGCUGAAGCCUGCUUCUGCAACCCGGUCAGCGGGCAGUGCCCCUGCCGCCCUCACACACGGGGGCGGGACUGUAGCCGCUGUGCCCCCCUCUUCUGGAACCUGGGGGGGGCCCGCGGCUGCGAGCCCUGCAGCUGCCAUGCCCAGCACGCUUUGCAGCCAGUGUGUCACCCAGUCACAGGUCAAUGCCCCUGCCGGGCAGGAUUUGGGGGCCGCACAUGCUCCCGGUGUCAGGAUGGGUACUGGGGUGACCCGGAGCAGGAAUGCAGAGCUUGUUUCUGCAACCCAGAGGGCUCCAUCUCGCCCAGCUGUGACCCAUACACAGGUGCCUGCCUCUGCAGAGAGGGCAUCUCAGGGCUGAGGUGCCAGGCAUGUGCCCGUGGCUCCAGAGGUGGCUUCCCACACUGCAUGUCCUGCCCUACCUGUUUCACCUCCUGGGACCAGCGCCUGACUCUGCUCCAGCUGCAGCUGGAGGCUGUGGCCCAGAAGGCGGCUGCCCUAUGCCAGGGGAUACCUGGCUGGGGUGCUAGGGGCCAGAAUGGACACCAGCAGGUCCUGGAAGAGGUACUCCAGCAGGCACAGACACUCCUGGAAUCUCCUUCACCCGCCGUGGGGACCCUGCAGCAACUUACAGAGUGGAUAGCUGGACUCAGGAAGAAAAUGACUGCACGGGCCCAGACACUGAGGGCCCUAGCGCAGGUUGUGGCAGAAAGUGAGCCAUGGGUUAGGAGGCAGUGUGAACGUUUGGAAGAAUUAUCCCGGGAGUUAGACUGUUUCAAGGGCUUGGCCUGGCCCAAGAGGGCCACAGGAGUCCAAGAUGCUGAGGCCCAGGCCUCCUCAGCUGCCUUGCUUUCCCAGGAGGCCAUGCUUGGGGUCCAGAUCGUAGCCACACUUGGAAGACCAGACAGCAUCCUGGGACAGGCCCGAGAGGCCCGGCAGUGGACAGAGCAGCUUUUAUGGGGAACAGGCCAGCCUACAGGGACAGCUGUGUGGAAGCUGAAAUUGAAGGGGCUGGCCAACAGGGUCCAGAUGCUGCAUCCACAGCUUCUGAGACUCCUAGUCAAAGCUGGAGUGGAAUGUAGGGGUCAGGGCCCUGGGCUGGCCUGUGUUCCUGUACCCUGUGAUGUUUCCCCUUGCCCCUGGACUCUGCCCACUGUCCGAUGGGCUCUGGUUGUCUCCCGGAACACCUCCUAUAGCCUGGACAUAGCAAUCACAGCCUUGCAGCAGCAGCAGCAACUGCUGCAGCAAAUCCAGGCCACAGCAAGCUCCACGGGAAUCCAGGCCUGGGAGGCAUGGCAUCGCGCAAGGGGGCCCUGGGGUGUGGCUACCAUGGCCCCUGUGCAAGCAACUGUGCAUAUGAUCCAGCGUUUCCUUUUGGAUGAAGGUGCAGAUGCUAUGAGUGUGGAGCUGGUAGCAUGGCGUGGGCUGGCAGUGCCCCUCCCCCAGGGUGGGGCAGCCAGCAUUGCCCUCCUGCUGGAUCAGAUCCAGAGUGCCCUCCCUGCACCAGACACUGGAGGCCAGGAGCUGCCCAAAGCUGAAGGUGUCCUCCAUCACGCACAGCACACCAGGGACGGUACAGUCAGGGCCCAGGACCAAGCUCUGGAUGUUCAAGGGGUGCUGGCUGAGGCAGGAACUCACAUAAAGGCUGCAGAGCAAGGGCUGCAGGUGGCAAAGCAGACACUUGGAGACCUGGAGACCAGUGUACAGGAGGUGAUACCUCUCAGCUCCCUGCACUUCUUGUUCAGUGGCUGCUGUGGUCCCACUGUACCCCUGAGGUCCUUGACCCACUAUGAUACCAUGAUGCUACUAAAUACUCUGACCAUGUGAACACUCUACUUAGUUGCUGUCCUGCUGU